AAUUAAUGCUGGGCUACCUGUGGUGUCCCUUGUUUCUUUGCGGGCACGUGCUCAAUGGCGGAUGAAUUUUGCUCCUAAAAUUCAUGCAAUACUGGAAAGCUAUUUCACCACAAUUGCGCCAUUUAGUUAAAAAUAACUUAUUUCUUAAUAGAGAGUAUUUAAGUCUAAAGCGUUCUGCAAAGAUCUGGACUAGUACGAUGGAUUCUUCAUCUAGUAAUGGCGCCGAAAACACAGCGAAGGAUGUUGCACCGGCGAGUGAAGAGGCACCGGCGAAAACUGCCUCUCAGUUGAAAAAAGAUGCGAAAAGACAAGCUAAGCUAGAUAAAUUUAACAAGAAGCAACAGAAAAUGACAUCUGAUAGCAAGGAAAGCAACAAUGGGAAAAAAGAGAAAAAAAAGAAGGAAACAACUAAAAAGGUUUUUGUGUACGAUAAAGACACAGCUCCAGGAGAGAAAAAAGAUGUUUCAGGUAGCAUGCCUGAUAGUUACAGCCCGACGUAUGUUGAAGCGGCAUGGUAUGCAUGGUGGGAGAAACAAAACUUUUUCAAGCCUGAAUACCAGCAUGAUAAUCUGAAGAAAAUUGGCUCAGACAACAUGUUUAUGAUGUGUAUCCCUCCUCCAAAUGUGACCGGCUCUCUUCAUCUUGGUCAUGCUUUGACAAAUGCUGUGGAGGACUGCCUCACGAGAUGGAACCGCCAGUCAGGAAAGAUGACAUUAUGGAACCCAGGUUGUGAUCAUGCUGGCAUCGCCACCCAGGUUGUAGUUGAGAAAAAACUGAUGAGAGAGAGAGGCUUGUCAAGGCAUGACCUUGGCAGAGAAAAGUUUGUUGAAGAAAUCUGGAAAUGGAAAAAUGAGAAGGGAGAUACUAUCUAUAACCAGCAGAAAAGAAUGGGCAUCUCGGUUGAUUGGGAAAGAGCUUGCUUCACUAUGGAUCCUAAACUUUGCACUGCCGUAACAGAAGCAUUUGUGCGCCUGCACGAAGAAGGACUCAUCUACAGAAGCAAGCGGCUAGUGAAUUGGUCAUGUACUCUCAACUCAGCUAUUUCAGAUAUUGAGGUGGACAAGAAAGAGUUGACUGGCCGGACAAUGCUGACUGUUCCUGGCUAUGACCACAAGGUGGAGUUUGGAGUCCUGGUUCAUUUCUCGUACCCUGUGGAGGAUUCGGCCGAGAAGCUGAUAGUAGCCACGACCCGUCUAGAGACCAUGUUGGGAGAUACUGGCAUCGCCGUGCACCCGGAUGAUGCAAGAUACAAGCAUCUACACGGGAAGUACGCUGUCCAUCCUUUCUGCAACAGGCGGCUCAAGAUCGUGUGUGAUGACAUGGUGGACCCUGCAUUUGGAACAGGUGCUGUGAAAAUCACGCCUGCUCAUGAUCACAAUGACUAUGCCGUUGGCCAGAGGCACGACCUACCAUUCAUCACCAUGAUGGACGACAACGGCUUUAUCCGGGACGUCGGCGACUUCCACCAACACUUCAAAUCCUUUGUGGGACUCAAGCGAUUCAGCGCAAGAAAGGACAUCCAGACUGCCCUUGAGGCAAAAGGACUCUAUGUGAAAACAGAGGACAACCCCAUGGUCGUACCAACAUGCAGUCGAUCCAAGGAUAUUGUGGAGCCGCUGAUUAAGCCUCAGUGGUACGUGGACUGUCAAGACAUGGCUGCACAAGCCGUCAAGGUCGUUAGGAAUGGUGAACUCAAGAUUGUUCCUAGUAUGCACGAGAAGACCUGGUUCAACUGGCUCGAAAACUGCAGGGACUGGUGUAUAUCUCGUCAGUUGUGGUGGGGCCAUCGUAUCCCGGCGUACUUCGUAACCGUAGACGAUCCAAACGUUCCUCGAGGGGAGGACAUUGAUGAUAAGUACUGGGUUAGCGGUCGCUCUUUGGAAGAAGCGACAAAGAAGGCAGCGGAGCGGUUUGGUGUGACCGAAGACAAAAUACACCUUAGACAAGAUGAAGACGUUUUGGACACAUGGUUCUCCUCGGGGCUUUUUCCAUUUUCCAUAUUCGGGUGGCCUGAAAAGACAGACGACCUCCAAGUAUUCUACCCUGGCACGCUCCUGGAGACUGGGCACGACAUCCUGUUUUUCUGGGUCGCGCGCAUGGUAAAAAUGGGGCUCAAGCUGACCGGUAAACUGCCGUUUCGCGAGGUCUAUCUGCACGCCAUGGUCAGGGACGCGCACGGCAGAAAAAUGAGCAAGUCCCUUGGCAACGUCAUUGAUCCUGUUGACGUCAUCAAUGGGAUAACGUUACAGGACUUGCACAAACUGCUUGAGAACAGUAAUCUGGAUCCUCGGGAAGUUGAGAGAGCAAAGAAAGGACAGAAAGAGGACUACCCAAAUGGCAUCCCCGAGUGUGGAACAGACGCACUUAGAUUCGCUCUUUGUGCUUACACGGCUCAAGGUCGUGAUAUCAAUCUGGACGUGUUGCGUGUACAGGGCUACAGACACUUCUGUAACAAGCUGUGGAACGCUACCAAGUUUGCCCUCUCUGGUCUGGGGGAGGGCUUCAAGCCCAAUCCGACUACUGAGUUGCUUGGCAACGAGAGUUUGAUGGACAGAUGGAUUCUGAGUCGCUUGUCGUUCGCUGAGAAGGCGUGCAACGAUGGGUUUACCGCGUAUGAUUUUCCCGCCAUAACCACAGCCACCUACAACUUUUGGCUGUACGAGCUCUGCGAUGUCUACUUGGAGGCCAUCAAACCAGUUUUACAAAGUGGCGACCAAGAGGCGAUCCUCGCCACACGAAACACACUCUACACGUGUCUAGAGAAAGGGCUCCUUCUGCUCAGUCCCAUGAUGCCUUUUGUGACAGAAGAACUGUACCAGAGACUUCCUAGACGCAACGGCCAAUCAGCGCCAAGCAUUUGCGUCACACCAUACCCAAAGAACUUGCCAUGGAGACAAGCUGAGUUGGAGGAGCAAGUUGAGUUCAUGCUGAGCAUCGUGAAGAUCGUGCGGUCUAUCAAGCAGGAGUACCAGGUGGUCAAAGCCAAGCCUGAAGUGUAUGCUGUGUUCACGGAUGACGCUCUCGCCAACUCCAUCAAGCCGUUAGUAGACACGGCACUCUCUCUCGGUGGAUUCAGCAAGCUCAACAUCCUCGGCCACGAGAGGCCGCCGCAGGGCUGCGCAGUCGACACUGUAACUGGCAAGUGCGAAGUGCAUCUGCUGCUAAAGGGAAUGAUUGACAUCGCCAAGGAAAUCUCUAAAGUUGAAAACAAGCAAGAAAACCUCAAAGCGCAACUGGAGAAGCUGAAAAAAGCAACUGAAGUGGAAGAUUACAAGAACAAGGUACCUGAAAAUAUUCAACAACAAAACGAGGAGAAGAUACAAGAAACAGAGGCUGAAAUUCUUAAAAUGCAGCGCGCCCUGGAGUCUCUAAAGAUGGCCGAGUAACGGCAUACACUGUUGGCAAAUACUUAAAUCACAAUGUAUUGUUGGAAUUAUAUUAUGCAGCUUCGGUACAGUGUUGGACAAUAGUCUUCUAGAAUUCUUUCACAAAUCCAGUUUAUCAAAACUGUCCAAAAUUCUUUAGUAGAGCGUAUAGGGAAUAAACAAUUGUUAUUGUA
This is a messenger RNA of Nematostella vectensis (starlet sea anemone), 3559 nucleotides long. RefSeq names its product valine--tRNA ligase. The transcript has 29 exons. The record is from RefSeq and is a predicted model, not a curated record. Bases 84 to 3386 code for a protein of 1100 amino acids. Gene Ontology annotation, cellular component: cytosol. Gene Ontology annotation, molecular function: ATP binding; aminoacyl-tRNA deacylase activity; valine-tRNA ligase activity. Gene Ontology annotation, biological process: valyl-tRNA aminoacylation. NCBI's taxonomy places the organism in Eukaryota, Metazoa, Cnidaria, Anthozoa, Actiniaria, Edwardsiidae.